Molecule: messenger RNA, 1539 nt
Organism: Colletotrichum graminicola M1.001
Lineage: Eukaryota; Fungi; Ascomycota; Sordariomycetes; Glomerellales; Glomerellaceae
Exons: 1
Coding region: 1-1539 (512 amino acids)
Source: RefSeq, a predicted model, not a curated record
AUGGUAUCGUAUCAGGAAGCGCAGAAGAAGAGGACCAAAAAGGGGCUCGAUGGCUUACCCGCCGAGAUCCUCGUCGAGGUGUGCCGCCGCCUCGUCCACCCGAUGCAAAGCAAACCCCACGGCCAUGGUCCCAGCAUGAAGCCGUCGACCGAAGACGCCCUUGCGUGUCGGGCCGCUCUGGCACGGCUGAUGAGGACCUGUCGCAACUUGCACGACGUGGCGGGCUGCGUGCUCUACUCCGGCUACUACCAGCUCUGGCACCCUUCCGACGCCUAUCGCUUCCUCAAAUCCCUCGACCCCCACGCGAACGAACCCUAUUACGAGAGCCCCUACGCCAGGCACUUGUCUCUGGAUGACACUCGGCGCCACCUCGUGCGCCACCUCGACGUUCAUGGCAACGUAGAUAGGCGGACCCUUUCCGGGGCCCCGUGGACAGAAGAGCAGGCAGCGAGUGCCCACCACACACGGAUCGAAGAAAUGGCUACCGCCAUCGGAAUGCCCUUGCCAGAAGGCUGGGACAAGUCUCGCCUGCAAGGCGAGAAGGAGCCGCGGGAUCACGCCGCGGAACACAUCAACCAGCUUCUGUUGCGUUACCUUUCCGACCUGACCAGCCUCAAGAUGACGCUCGUCUUCAACUGGACAUUCGAUGUGCUUGAGAAGUGGAUGGCUGAACAGAAAGACCAUCACGCGAGCCCCUUUCGAAACCUCCGACACCUAAAGGUACAUCUGCGGUCCCUCCAGGCUCGUAGCUUCAACUGCCUCAAGCUGAUAAUGGACAACGCUCCCCGUCUGUCGACGUUGGAGAUUUACGACACGGCCUCGUACAGACCUCCGCAGCACUGCCGUCUGGAGGCCCUGCGAGAUCUCAAAUUCGUCAAGAGCUCUAUGGAUAGGGGCACGAUGAAAUUCACCCUCCAGGCCGUGCCCAACAUUACUCACUUCGAGUACCAACACUCGGCCAAGGGUAUGAUCGCCGAUAGGCAGCCACCCCUGACGCCGCAAAUGCUGUGCCACCUUCUGAGCAACGAGUAUGAGCUGACGCUGCCCCCUCCACUGAACGGCAAAGGGCAUCUCGUCAAGGCCGCGCUGCCAGACCUCCACCGUCAGCUGCGGACUCUGAUUGUGGACUUCCCCGUCUACGAGGGCAUGGAGCCCUGGGGGGAUGGGGAGACCAUCCGCAGCUUGCGGCACUUCGUGAAGCUGCGCCGUCUGAGCAUCAACGUCAACAGCAUCGCGUGCGAAGCCCGUGGAAAGCAGCAGAUCCGGACGAUCAACACCACUCUGGAGACCCUGAUCCCGGAAACCCUCGAGCACCUGGAGAUAACGAGAAUGGGAGGCUGCCUCCAAGAGCUGUCCAGCACAUGCUUGCCGAACCUGGCGGGGGCGGUGAGGCAAGGACGCUUUGGUAGGCUGGAGCGCGUCAGUCUCACUGGCUGCUCGGGCUCCAAGGAUGCGAUGCUUGAGACUCAGUUGCGUCUUCAGGACAUGUUUGGGCGGCAGCAGAAGCCCGGAAUCUUGGUCACCGGUCAUGCGGAAUAG